Messenger RNA from Astrephomene gubernaculifera, 770 nucleotides. NCBI's taxonomy places the organism in Eukaryota, Viridiplantae, Chlorophyta, Chlorophyceae, Chlamydomonadales, Astrephomenaceae. The record is from the annotation of a GenBank genome assembly.
GGCAACACAACCCUGGUGCAGCAGUGCGCGCAGUUCCCGCCGCUGCCAGGACUGCUGGCAACCCGCACGGUCAAGAUGGGCAUCGGCGCCCUGUGUGCCAACACCUCAGCCCCCGAAUGCGCUAACUGCAGCAUGAUGUCUUGUGGGGACUACCUGCGUACCUACGCCGACAUCUGCACCCGAACUCCCUACGCGGCCGGCUGUGAGGUCUACACCUACUGGUGCAACGCCUCCCUCGCCUGGGAGCAAUCCGGCAACAGCAGCAUCAGCUACUACUGCCCUCGCAACAGCAGCAACAGCCAGCUGCCUCCCUCAAGCAACCCGCUCAAGCCGCCAUCUCCGUACAGCCCACCGCCGCCUCCCGCAGGGCCCCCGUGCGUGCUGAACUCCUCGCUACCUGAAUGCGUGUCGUACGAGUACCCAGCUGCCAGCAUUGCGGCGGACCUCAACUCGCUGUGCACCUCCAUGCCGUACAUGCCCGGCUGCACCGUCAUGUCCGCAUGCCAGAACGGCACCGCGACCGGCGCCUUCUGCCGCCCCUUCACCCUGCUGAGCAGCAUCUGCUACGACAUGCCGGGCAUGAGCGGCUGCAAGUCCUACCGCACCCUCUGCGCUGCCAAUUCGGUCGUGCCGCAGUGUACCCAGUUCCCAGCCAUUCCAGGCCUGCCCACCACCAAGGCCGCCCGCAGCGCCGUCAGCUCCAUCUGUGCCGCCGUCUCAGCGCCCGAAUGCAGCGCCUGCUCAACGAUGUCAUGCUCGGACUACCUGGC